Peromyscus eremicus (cactus mouse) is the source of this 2903-nucleotide messenger RNA. RefSeq names its product cytochrome P450 4F6. Bases 72 to 1646 code for a protein of 524 amino acids. Gene Ontology annotation, molecular function: iron ion binding; oxidoreductase activity, acting on paired donors, with incorporation or reduction of molecular oxygen; monooxygenase activity. Lineage: Eukaryota; Metazoa; Chordata; Mammalia; Rodentia; Cricetidae. The transcript has 13 exons. The record is from RefSeq and is a predicted model, not a curated record.
CAGAAGCCAGGGACAAAGACGUUCCCGAAAAGACAGGAGGUCUUGGAGGACUCGCUGCUCCUGAGAGAAGGAUGCUACAGCUGAGCCUGUCCUGGCUGGGACUGGGGCCCGUGGCUGCCUCCCCAUGGCAUCUUCUGUUGCUGAGCGGAGCCUCCUGGAUUCUGGCCCGAAUUCUGGCCUGGAUCUAUAUCUUCUAUGACAACUGCUGCCGCCUUCGUUGCUUCCCUCAGCCCCCUAAACCGAACUGGUUUUGGGGUCAUUUGGCCAUGAUGAAGAGCAACGAGGAAAGCAUGCAGCUUGUAGCACGUUUGGGCAACAUCUUCCGUGAUAUCCACCUCUUUUGGUUUGGACCUGUCUACCCAGUCCUGAGGCUCAUCCACCCGAAGUUCAUUGCUCCCCUGCUCCAGGCCUCAGCUGCUGUUGCACCCAAAGACAUGACUCUCUAUGGCUUCCUGAAGCCCUGGCUUGGGGACGGGCUCCUGCUGAGUGCUGGUGACAAGUGGAGCCACCACCGACGCCUGUUGACACCCGCCUUUCACUUUGACAUCCUGAAGCCCUAUGUGAAGAUUUUUAACAAGAGUGUGAAUACCAUGCAUGCCAAGUGGCAGCGCCUGACCACCAAGGGCAGCGCUCGUCUGGACAUGUUCGAGCACAUCAGCCUCAUGACAUUGGACAGUCUGCAGAAAUGUAUCUUCAGCUUCGACAGCAACUGUCAGGAGUCUCCCAGCGAAUACAUUGCUGCCAUUUUGGAGCUCAGCUCCCUCAUAGUAAAACGGCACUACCAGCUCUUCCUGUAUAUGGACUUCCUGUACUACCUCACUCCUGAUGGGCGGCGCUUCCGCAAGGCCUGUGACAUGGUGCACAACUUCACAGAUGCUGUCAUCAGGGAGAGACGCCGCACCCUCAAUAGCCAGGGUGUUGAUGAAUUCAUGAAGACCAAGGCUAAGUCCAAGACUUUAGAUUUCAUCGAUGUGCUCUUGUUGGCCAAGGAUGAACAUGGAAAGGAGCUGCCAGAUGAGGAUAUUCGGGCAGAGGCUGACACUUUCAUGUUUGGAGGCCAUGACACCACGGCCAGUGGGCUCUCCUGGGUCCUGUACAACCUGGCGAGGCACCCAGAAUACCAGGAGCGCUGCCGGCAGGAGGUGCAGGAGCUGCUGAGGGACCGAGAGCUUGAGGAGAUUGAAUGGGAUGACCUGGCCCAGCUGCCCUUCCUGACCAUGUGUAUCAAGGAGAGUCUGCGGCUGCAUCCCCCGGUCACAAUGAUCUCCCGCUGCUGCACCCAGGAUGUUGUGCUCCCAGAUGGCCGGGUCAUCCCGAAAGGGAAUGUCUGUGUCAUCAGCAUCUUCGGAGUUCACCACAACCCUUCAGUCUGGCCAGACCCUGAGGUCUACAACCCCUUCAGAUUUGACCCAGAAAACCCACAGAAGAGGUCUCCGCUGGCUUUUAUUCCCUUCUCAGCGGGGCCCAGGAACUGCAUAGGACAGACUUUCGCCAUGAACGAGAUGAAGGUGGCGCUGGCGCUCACCCUGCUGCGCUUCCGCCUCUUGCGGGACCACAAGGAGCCACGUAGGCAGCCGGAGCUGAUCCUGCGCGCAGAGGGCGGACUGUGGCUGCGGGUGGAGCCGCUGAGCACGGGUGCACAGUGACCCCCCUACACCUGGCCUGGGACCACCCCCACCCACCUGCCUACCUUUUUGGAUUUCUGAAUAAGUGAGCUGUCUCCUGUGCCUGAGGGGCAGUGAGCACCAGCCCAGAAUUUGACCCCAAGAGUCUCACUGCCUCCUGGGUGACCACAGGGCCUCCAUGCUGAUGAGUGUUCUGGAGUUCAAGCCUAGACUUUAUCCUGUGAGAUCCACCAUAGGUGUUUUGAGUAGCAGAGGGGAGCAGGCUUUCCACUAGAAUUGAGUCUUUGUGAUCAUUGAGGCAAACCCUGAAAUUCACUUCAUUUCCACCUUUAUUCUCUUGUGGUCAGACUUAGAACGAUCCUCCUGUUUCUGCCCUCCGGGUGCUGCGCUUACAGGAGCAGACCACUUCACUAGACCUGGCCGGUUACAUAAGAAGGGAUAGUUGUAGAAUCCGAAGUUCCUCAAGCGUGGGGAAUCUUGUAACCCUGGAGGAUGGUGUUAAAUAACUUUUAGGGCUUGUGAUGGCUAAAGCAGCUAAAAUUUACAUGAAAUUAUACUGACAGGCUCCCCAGCUUUCCCUCGCCUUUUCGGCAACAGUGCAGUUGUCCAUUGAGUGCUCCUGCAGGAGGCUCUCACAAACUUACCCUAUGGAAUCACUUCCCGGCUUUGACUUUUCUUUUCCCAUCACAAGAUCGUUAAAACUGAGUUUCAAGGGCUGGAGAGAUGGCUCAGUGGUUAAGAGCACUGGCUACUCUUCCAGAGGUCCUGAGAUAAAUUCUCAGCAACCACAUGGUGGCUCACAACCAUCUAUAAUGAGAUCUGGUGCCCUCUUCUGGCCUGCAGGCAUACAUGGAGACACAACACUGUAUACAUAAUAAAUAAAAUAAAUUUUUGAGGGGAAAAAAAAAUCAAGUCUUGGCUUUUGCACCAGGCUAACUGACAUGCUUGGUUUAAAACAAAACAAAACAAAACUGACUUUGAAUUGGUCAUAGUGGCACAUGCCUCCCAGAGGCUGAAGCAGAGGGAUGUUAGAGACUAAUGGUUGAAGUCAGCCUGAGCUACACAGUGCAAUACAGUCUUAAAGGGGGACAGAGGUCUGUUGAUAGAAUGGAAGCCCUAGGUUCCAUUCCCAGCAUCCCACAACAUGGUGUUACAAGCCUAAAAUUUAGCACUUGGGAGGUGGAGGCAGGAAGAUCAGAAAUUCAAGGUCAUCCUUGGCUACACAACAAGUUCCAAGCCAGUCUGGGAUACAACGAGCCCUGCCUCAAAAAAACAUUA